Talaromyces rugulosus is the source of this 2067-nucleotide messenger RNA. RefSeq lists its product as uncharacterized. The transcript has 9 exons. Gene Ontology annotation, cellular component: cytosol. Gene Ontology annotation, molecular function: acetoacetate-CoA ligase activity. Gene Ontology annotation, biological process: lipid metabolic process. The coding region runs from base 1 to 2067 and encodes 688 amino acids. The record is from RefSeq and is a predicted model, not a curated record. NCBI's taxonomy places the organism in Eukaryota, Fungi, Ascomycota, Eurotiomycetes, Eurotiales, Trichocomaceae.
AUGGGAUCUUUACAGCCUCGGAAGCCGUUAUGGACCCCAGCUCACACAAAGCAGACGACGAUUGUGAAGUUCAUACACUAUGUUAACAAAAAUCAUAAGUUGCAAUUACAGACAUACGAUGAUCUGUGGAACUGGUCGGUCCACCCACGGACCCUAAGAACCUUUUGGAGAGACGCGUACAUAUUUUUGGGGAUUGCGCCGCCCUCCCGAAGUGAGAAACAGAUAGGACCUGCCCUUCACAGUUUGGACGGACAGUCACAACUCAUGUUCCCCCCUCCGACCUUUUUUCCAGACGAAAAGUUCAACCUUGCCGAAUUCAUACUUAGAGGUCACGAAGAUGGUAAAGUCGCUAUUCACUUUGUCCGCGAGGGCAAGCCAGGAGUGGAACAUGUCACCUGGUCUUCUUUGAGACAGCGUACAGCGGAGGCAUACGAUGCAAUGGUCAGCAGUGACGUCAAACCAGGAGACAUAGUCGCUGUUGUCAUGGCAAAUUCAGUUGACACAAUCGUCUUAGCACUUGCCACCCUUUCGAUAGGAGCUGUGUGGGCUUCCGCAUCGCCUGAACUUGGUGUUCAGGCAAUCAUCGAUCGAUACGACCAACUUAAGCCCGCAAUUAUCUUCGCAGACGAUGCUUACAUUUAUGCUGGAAAGACCAUCGUUUUACAGGACCGAAUCGAGUCGUGGUCCAAAUCAUUAGCUGCACACAAUGAAAAACUUGUGAAUGUCGUCGUUCUUGCAUAUUGUGGAGGUCCUGUCGAGAUAUCGAGAAUCGGUCGUGGUAUAUCAUGGGAUGACUUCAGACAACGCAAAACUGGCCGUGAACUAUCCUUUUUGCAAUCGCCGUUUAUUCAUCCUGCAUUUAUUUUGUUCUCAUCUGGCACAACUGGAGCUCCAAAGUGCAUAGUUCAUUCCGCAGGCGGAGUAGCCCUAAAGGUCAACUGUGACUCCCGGCUUCAGAAUGAUCUACGACCUGAAGAUGUGUUUUUUCAAUAUACCACAACUGCCUGGGUCAUGUGGGUCCUCAAUUUUGUGAAUCUCUCCAUUGGAGCAACCAUGCUUCUUUAUGAUGGAUCUCCAUUUCAUCCAGAGCCGGGUAUUUUGCUGAAACUGGCACAAAAUUUAGGUGUCACCGUCUUUGGAACGUCACCGAGAUAUUUAUCUGAGUUAUCAUCGAGAAAUAUUAUGCCACGAAAACAAUAUAAUAUGUCCAACUUACGAACUGUGACAUCGACUGGUUCAGUGCUCACUAAAGAACAAUACGAAUGGUUCUAUCAGGAUGGAUUUCCUAAACACACUCAACUUAUAUCGAUGAGUGGAGGGACCGAUAUCGCUGGAUGUUUCGUAGGAGGAUGUGCCAUCCUCCCCGUCUAUGCCGGAGAAAUCCAAGCAAAAUGCCUAGGCAUGAGCAUUGAUAUUCUUGACGCUUCUAGGAUAGAUCCGGUGUCAAUCGAAGAUCUGCAUCAACCAGGAGAACUGGUUUGCCGACAGCCCUUUCCUAGCCAGCCACUCCAGUUCUACGGUAUGAGCGGGCAAGAGAAAUACCAGAAAUCCUAUUUUUCAACUUUUGGGAAUGGUAUCUGGUGCCAGGGGGACUUUAUACAGAAGAUUCGUCACAGCAAUGGUCUUAUAUUGCUGGGAAGAUCGGAUGGUGUCCUAAAUCCAUCCGGGGUCCGGUUCGGAUCAGCAGAGAUCUAUUCGGUCACUGAAACUAUGAAAGACAUUUCUGAUGCAAUUUGCGUCGGACAAAGACGAUCAUUCGACGACGAGGAGAUUGUCUUACUGUUUGUGAAGAUGAAACCAUCUCAUAGACUAACUCCACAGUUGACGACUUCACUCAAAACCGCAAUCAAGGAAAGAUACUCGAUCAGACAUGUCCCCGCAUACAUAUUUGAAGUGCCGGAUAUCCCAUACACGAUCAACGGAAAGAAGUGUGAGAUUAACGUGAAACAGAUCGUGAGUGGAAUGAACACGAAAGUCAGUGGUACGGUGGCGAAUCCGCAAAGUUUGGAAGCGUAUAAGAAUUAUUUUAACUUGCCGCAGAGGGAAAAAGGAAAAUCUAAAUUGUAA